GCUAAGGAUAUUUUUCUUUAAUAAUAUCUUUUAAAGCAGCUGCGUACGAAAAAAAGAAAAAAAAGAAAAAGCAGAAAGAGAAAAUGAGCAAUGCUCAUCAAGAAGCUAUUAAGCAAUUUCUUUCCUUGAUGGAAACUGUUGAUGAGCGAAUGAAGAGCACAUUUCAGAACAUGCACCAAGGGUAUCCAACUGAAGCUUUAGUGCGGUUUCUCAAAGCGAGAGAUUGGAAUGUUCAGAAAGCCCAUAAAAUGUUAAUUGACUGCUUACAAUGGAGAAUUCAGAAUGAGAUUGACAACAUAUUAGCGAAACCAAUUAUCCCCACUGACUUAUAUAGAGCAGUUCGAGAUUCUCAGCUUGUAGGAUUGUCGGGUUACUCAAAAGAGGGUCUUCCUGUCAUUGCUAUUGGUGUUGGGCUCAGCACAUAUGACAAAGCAUCUGUGAAUUACUAUGUACAGUCGCACAUUCAAAUGAAUGAAUACCGAGACCGUGUAGUAUUGCCUACUGCCACUGAGAAGUAUGGACGGCAUAUCAGCACUUGUCUGAAGGUUUUGGAUAUGACUGGCUUGAAGCUUUCAGCAUUGAAUCAAAUAAAGAUACUGACCACUAUAUCAACAAUCGAUGACUUGAAUUAUCCUGAGAAGACACAGACGUAUUAUAUUGUCAAUGCACCAUAUAUAUUUUCGGCAUGUUGGAAGGCUGUAAAACCUCUCUUGCAAGAAAGGACAAAGAGGAAAAUUCAGGUGCUUCAAGGUUCUGGAAAGGAUGAGUUGCUGAAAAUAAUGGAUUAUUCAUCCCUUCCACAUUUUUGUAGAAAAGAAGGUUCUGGAUCAACCCGUCACAGCAGCAAUGGAACUGCAGAUAAUUGUUUCUCGUUGGAUCACACCUACCAUCAACAGCUUUACACUUACAUAAAGCAUCAAGCUACACAUAAAGAGACCAAUUCGCCGAUCAAACAUGGGUCAGUACAUGUAGAAUUUCCUGAGCCAGAUCCAGAUGAUACCGCAAUUGCAUUGACAAUUGAAUCUGAGUUGCACAAGCUUGCAGACCAGAAUGGCCUGUGCAAGUCAUUAAAUGGCCUUAAAGUGAAUGGUGUUUAGAUUUUAGAUAAUACCGAUUACAUAGCUGUUGUCAAUAUGUUACAAAGAACCGAGACUGAUUAACAACUGUAGAAUGAGAGGCCUUGUAUUUCGAUCUUCAAAUGUUAUAGCAGAGCUUUCUUGCAUCAGCUCGAUGCAGACUUGGUAGACAACUGAUCCGGUGUAAUUUGGUAUACCACCUUGUUGUGGAUAAUUGCGCAUGCCUUUUCUUUUUAAACGAGACUCUGUAUGAAACAAGACCUUCCCAGUUCUACUACAUGCAGCUUUCUUGAA
Molecule: messenger RNA, 1370 nt
Organism: Gossypium raimondii (Peruvian cotton)
Lineage: Eukaryota; Viridiplantae; Streptophyta; Magnoliopsida; Malvales; Malvaceae
Product: SEC14 cytosolic factor
Exons: 12
Coding region: 84-1097 (337 amino acids)
Source: RefSeq, a predicted model, not a curated record